Molecule: messenger RNA, 612 nt
Organism: Ophidiomyces ophidiicola
Lineage: Eukaryota; Fungi; Ascomycota; Eurotiomycetes; Onygenales; Onygenaceae
Gene: GUK1
Product: guanylate kinase
Exons: 3
Coding region: 1-612 (203 amino acids)
Biological process (GO): purine nucleotide metabolic process
Cellular component (GO): cytosol
Molecular function (GO): GMP kinase activity
Source: RefSeq, a predicted model, not a curated record
AUGACGUAUGGAUUUCUUCAUGCAGUUCGCAAGUUUCGCCCUGUGGUGAUUUCCGGGCCCUCGGGGACGGGGAAGUCGACGAUUUUAAAACGCCUGUUUACCGAAUACCCUGACCGAUUCAGCUUCUCUGUGUCUCACACCACGCGGUCUCCUCGCGGCGGCGAGCAGGAUGGUCGCGAGUACUACUUCACAAACAAGGAUUCUUUCUUGCAGCUAGUCGAUGAGAAAGGGUUCAUCGAACAUGCCCAGUUUGGUGGAAACUAUUACGGAACGAGCAUAAAGGCAGUGAAGGACAUUGGUGACCUGGGAAGAGUUUGCAUUCUGGAUAUUGAGAUGGAGGGUGUCAAACAAGUCAAAAGAUCCGAUCUAAACGCCCGAUUUAUAUUCCUUGCGCCCCCGUCAAUGGAAGAACUGGAGCGCAGAUUACGCGGUCGCGGCACAGAAACCGAAGACAGCCUCAGCAAAAGAUUAGCGCAGGCAAAAAACGAAUUGGAGUUUGCUAAGGAGCCCGGUGCUCAUGACAAAAUUGUCGUCAAUGAUGACUUGGAGACUGCAUAUCAAAGUGUUAAGGACUGGAUAGUGGAUAAUGGAUCCUUUGGUGCGCUCUCAUAA